AUGACAUUAAUAAAUGCUUUAACAAAAUUAGGAAGUGCACCUUCUCAAGGGUUGCAAGAAAAUUCGCUAUUGGUAUCAUCAACAACUUUAGAAGGCAAUACGUUUGGAAAUAAUGAAGUAUCACUUUGGCCAUUUCAUAGAAAGAAACCUGUUGUUGUUGUAAUAAAUAACAAAGGUGAAAAAUCAAAUUAA
Dictyostelium discoideum AX4 is the source of this 192-nucleotide messenger RNA. RefSeq lists its product as hypothetical. The record is from RefSeq and is a predicted model, not a curated record. Lineage: Eukaryota; Evosea; Eumycetozoa; Dictyosteliales; Dictyosteliaceae. The transcript has 2 exons. The coding region runs from base 1 to 192 and encodes 63 amino acids.